GAAUCGUCGAAUGUAAACAAUAUGGCGUCUGCUUCAGCGGAUGAGCAAGCUUCUGAUCGAAGAAAACAAGUACUCCUUGGAGAUCUUCCAGAUGACUUCCUGCGCCUAGAGGAGAACCCGCAGCAGCGACAGAUAGCGGCCGAUGAACAGGCAGCACUGGCACUGCAGCAGCAGCUGUCAGGGGCAUUCCGCACUGCACAGGCUGUGGGCCGUCUCACUUUGUCGGUUACGGAGGCAAAGCUGAUGAAGAACUACGGGGUGACGCGUAUGGAUCCCUACGUGCGGAUUAGGAUAGGACACAACGUGUACGAAACACAUACAGACUACAACGGUGCCAAGAAUCCAAAGUGGAACAAGAUAUUUCACUGCUUUCUGUCUCCUGGUGUGAAUGGCUUCCUUGUUGAAAUUUACGAUGAGUGUGCAUUUACUGUGAAUGAGAAGAUAGCGUGGGCACACAUCACCAUACCAGAAACCACAUUCUCUGGGGAAACAUCGGACUUGUGGCAUCCCCUGUCUGGCCGUCAGGGAGAGGGCAAGGAAGGAGCAAUUAACAUUGUCAUGUCUUAUCAGGGUUGUGUAAGUUAUCAGCACACAUGGCCAAUUCCUCCUGGAGCUUUGGCUGCCCCACCUAUGGUUCUCUUGAACAAUCCUUACAUGGGAGUGGUGCCUGGAGUGAUGCCAUAUCCAGCACCUGCUCCCUACAUGUACCCACCCUAUGCUGUACCAGCUGUCCAACCAGGCAUGCCACAACCAGGGAUGGUACCCCCAGGCAUGGUUCAGCCAGGCAUGGUUCAACCACCUGUGAACACAGGACCAAAUGGAGGUCAGGUGCCAUUACCAGCUGCCAUCACAGAUGCAGAUGUGAAACAGGUACAAGAAAUGUUUCCAGGAAUGGAUGCUGAAGUCAUUAAAGGUGUCCUGGAAUCCCACCGCGGCAACAAGGAUGCCACCGUCAAUGCACUUCUAAGCAUGAGCAGCUAGAGCAGCACGUACGACGAAGGGAACAGAGAAAUUGCUGUACGAUAUUUCAUCGGCUUGUAAACUAACUUCGCUUCUCCUCCUCUGUCGGGCAACAGUGACUGCUCUGUACACUUUGAUACUAGGUUUGGUUUCCGGUUUCUGGUCUGGUAGUUUAAUUCGUAUGUUUUGCACUUUUUGUGUUUGCAGUUAGAUUUUGCUGGUUUGUUCUGGAACACUUCAGAUACUACUACUUGUGCCGCAGUAUGCCAGGACAUCUGUGGUCGGUUGUAAAUUUGGACAAAUCUGUUUAAGCUCGUAAUAAAAGUGUGUGGUGUGUUUUCUUAUUUUAUGGUUUCUCUAGUUUAGAGAUCAAAAUCUGGUGCUAAUUCUUUCAUACUUAAAUAAAUAAAUCGGAAGACAUCUGAGGAUAUGUCGGGUAACUCCUACCAGAAGUGAAGUGUGUGGAAUUGUGUUCUAGUACGAAAAGCAUACCUAUUUUCGCAACACUGUGCUGCAAUAUAUACUUCAUGGGUUACAGUGAUUCUAGAGUAUGGCUGUUCGUGUACUGUUGUCUCUCUUCUCCAGCAACCUUGUUUGUCUGAAGCAUGAUGGUCUUUCACGUGAGAAUCCCUGAUCUCUGUACGUAGAGAGGAUGUGGGGCCAUUUAAGUUAGCAACAUCGUCUGGUCCGGUGUUGCACAUUCAUGAUGAUGAUUACCUUGCAAAUGUCGAUAUCACGAAUGAUGUAUGUAUAGCAUUAAACUUUCUAUCUUCGCGACUCUUCUUAGAUAUAUAUGAAAAGUUGAGAGCUGCUUGGGCUUUAUUUUGAUUCAACCUAAUGAUUUACCACGUUUUGGCUAGUUUUAUGAUGUCAGUAUUCUUGUCAAUAAAUGUUGUUUUUCUACACGGUGUACCAGGGCCAACCAGAGGCCCGCGUAACGUGAUAUCCUACUCGGCCUGAAGUCGUUGCUUUGUGCAGUACUUGCAUUGCAACAGCCCCGACAGCUUCUUGGUGUGUUGCUCGUCUGUUAUUGGAUGCAGGGAGUCUUAUGUCACAUGGCUUUCUUUGCCCAAUAAGAGAUCAGUAUCUCCAUGUGUCAUUGUGUUUGGCAGAAAGAUUACUGGCAAUAUGUUAUUAUUUUCAGAUAUGUUAUCUGUGCUGUGUGCAUACAUGAGUAUAGUAGUUUAUGCAUGGAGUAAUUUUUUUUUUUACAUUUAACAGUUUUGUGAUAACUUCAAGGCAACAUUGCCUUUAAAAGACUCUUUCUGAUACCAUGCCUUAACGGCUGCUUUCGUGGGAGAAGAUGCAUGAAACAGGUCAGGACGUUUACAGAACGACUUUAAGCAGCUCCCUAAUGCAUGGCACAUAGUGGAAGGCAGUCCUUUAGAUUAACCUUGGUGCCCAGAUAGGACGAUGAGUAACAUUUAGAGAUUUCACACUUUGUACCUUCUUAAUUUGCUCGAUCUACAGCAAAGCCAUGUUACGUUUCUGGUCAUACGGCUAUAUUAAGUGUUGCCAUAUAUACAGAGCUAUUAUGACAUGUUGUACAAAUAAAUUGUAUUUUCGGCGA
Ornithodoros turicata is the source of this 2530-nucleotide messenger RNA. Its product is annotated as toll-interacting protein-like. Gene Ontology annotation, cellular component: cytoplasm. The transcript has 9 exons. NCBI's taxonomy places the organism in Eukaryota, Metazoa, Arthropoda, Arachnida, Ixodida, Argasidae. Gene Ontology annotation, molecular function: ubiquitin conjugating enzyme binding; ubiquitin binding. The record is from RefSeq and is a predicted model, not a curated record. The coding region runs from base 22 to 981 and encodes 319 amino acids. Gene Ontology annotation, biological process: ubiquitin-dependent protein catabolic process.